AUGUCGAACCAAGAUAAAAGCCAUAAUUUUGAUGUAUUGAAGCAAACAGGAAGCGUUAAAGAUUUUAAUAAGCAAUUUGACCUGGCGGUAGCUGAUUUUCCAGCGGGCCACUUAACUGAGCAAGCGAAGGUAGAUAGUUAUACUAAAAAGUUGAAAUAUCCCGUAAGAAACGAAGUGAAAUACAGAUAUCCGGAUGAGAUAGUAGAAGCACAGAAUAUAGCAUUAGCGUUUGAGAAGCCGGUAUAUCAACCAAAAGGAUCCUAUAAGAAUAAAGGAAGAAAAAAAUGA
This is a messenger RNA of Debaryomyces tyrocola, 288 nucleotides long. The record is from the annotation of a GenBank genome assembly. NCBI's taxonomy places the organism in Eukaryota, Fungi, Ascomycota, Pichiomycetes, Serinales, Debaryomycetaceae.